UGCCUCGCGAGGGUGCCACGCCGAACUUCUGGUCGCAUUGGCCCACUGAAACUCCCGCCUACCUGACAGUCCCAAAAGAUCGACUUUUCGACCCCAAAAGUGUCACUGACGACCCCUCCGCACGAUCGAACUACCCCACUACGAACGCAAGGAAGAGGAACUGAUUUCUACUAUCCAAUUGCAACCUCUUUACUUCCACAACUACGCCACUUAAGUGUUUGCGUUCCGCAAUACCCGUCCAUAGCUCGCCCUCUUUCAGGGUUCACCGCAGCCAUGCCUACGAUCGCCGUUGACAAGGCGGCGCUAUACGAGGCUUUGGGAAAACAAUAUACUACCGAGGAAUUCGACGAGCUAUGCUUCGAAUUCGGGAUUGAGCUAGACGAAGACACAAGUACGAGCAAGAAGGCAGAGGAUCUGGCGCAGCCGCCGCAGUUGAAGAUCGAGAUUCCUGCGAACAGAUAUGACAUGCUAUGCUUCGAGGGCAUUGCAAUGAACUUGAGGGUAUAUUUGGAGAAGGAGAAGCUACCAAAGUUCUCGUUGACCCCUCCUUCUGGGGGUGAGCUACAAGUGUUGAAUGUGGACGAGUCUACCUCGAAGAUCCGGCCCCUCAUUGCGGGAUGCAUACUACGGAAUAUCAAGUUCACACAAGCGAGAUAUGAUAGCUUCAUUGCGCUCCAGGACAAGCUGCAUCAAAAUCUGGCUCGACAGCGGACAUUGGUCUCCAUCGGAACACAUGAUCUUGAUACCAUCAAAGGGCCCUUCAGCUACGAGGCAUUGCCGCCAGAGGAGAUUGAGUUCACUCCGUUAAAUCAGACGAAGAAGAUGAACGCGAAGCAGAUGAUGGAGUUCUAUGAGAAAGACAAGCACCUUGGCCGCUACCUUCACAUAAUACGAGACAGCCCGGUCUAUCCCGUACUAUAUGACGCCAAUCGAACUGUCCUUUCACUCCCACCCAUCAUCAACGGCAACCACUCCAAGAUCACCCUUGAUACAAAAAAUGUCCUGAUCGAAAUCACCGCAACCGACAAGACAAAAGUUGAAAUUGUCUGCCACAUGCUAGUCGCGAUGUUUGCAGGAUACGCGGAAGCUGUCGAACCUUUGAAGAUUGUGUCACCACACAACCAGGAGUCUCGGGAGGAGCCCGAUCUGACUCCCCGAGAAAUGCAAGCCGAAGUUCCCUAUCUCAACCAAGUCACUGGACUUGAUCUUAGUCCUUCAGAAAUAUCACAUCUACUUCAACGCAUGGGAUACGACGCAAAACCAAACCCGACAGAUGACUCGCUCCUCAGCAUCAGCGUUCCGAUCACACGAGCUGAUGUCCUGCACCAAGCAGACAUCAUGGAAGACCUGGCCAUCGCGUAUGGCUUCAACAAGCUCCCUCGCUUCUACCCUAACAAGACCGCAUCUGUGGCUGCGCCCCUUCCCAUCAACAGGCUUGGUGACAUUGUCAGGCUAGAAGGAGCCAUGGCCGGCUUCUCAGAAGUCAUGCCGCUGAUUCUCUGCUCACACGACGAGAACUUCGCAUGGUUGAACCGCAAAGACGACGGAAGCACUGCGAUCAGACUGCAGAACCCCAAGACGGCAGAAUACCAAAUCGUUCGGACGUCACUGCUGCCAGGCCUCCUCAAGACCCUAAAUUCGAAUAAGCAUCGCAGCGUGCCGCUGAAAAUCUUCGAGGUCAGUGAUGUCGGGUUCAAGGACCUGAAACAAGAGAGGAAGAGCAGGAAUGAGAGGCAUUUUGCGGCCGCUUACUUAGGCAAGUCGUCUGGAUUCGAGGUCGUGCAUGGCCUGUUGGAUCGCAUCAUGAUGAUGUUGCAAUCGGCUUUCAUCACGAGAGAGGAUAGACUGAAGGAUGAUAAAAAGGAGGGAUACUGGAUUGAGGAGAUUGAAGACGCUACAUACCUGCCCGGCCACGCCGCGAAGGUGAUUUUACGGCUUGAUGGCAAGGAGCGCGUCAUCGGCUCCUUUGGCAUCUUGCACCCGUCUGUCCUACAGAAGUUCGAACUCGGAUACCCGGUUAGUACGCUGGAGUUGAACCUGGAGGUUUUCUUAUAGAUGUGUGUUGCGGAGCUGGCUUGUGUCAAUCUCUGGGGUCGCAUAAUUAGCGGUGCUUCUUAGCGUACAUAGUAGACUCAAGUUUGAAGACGGGGAAAAGCCCGUCUUUCUUCUCCAGCACCGGAUAGAGAGACAGACCACCUAUGAGUAACUUCAAAGAGGAGUUAAGCUAGUAUGGCAAGUCGUAAGGUGAAGUGACGACACGCUACCGUUGAGUAACUCUUGCAGGGUAGCAGAGCGUGCGUGUAGAGACCUGAGGCUGUGGAUAAACCCAUAACAACGCGGUGUAUGUAUGUAGUUCCAAGCUUGUCAUCUUUCGCAUAGAGCUUCUAUUAGGAGAAGUGAAUGGUAAACAUCUUGCACUGCAUUGG
Messenger RNA from Mytilinidion resinicola, 2426 nucleotides. RefSeq names its product phenylalanyl-tRNA synthetase. Gene Ontology annotation, biological process: phenylalanyl-tRNA aminoacylation. NCBI's taxonomy places the organism in Eukaryota, Fungi, Ascomycota, Dothideomycetes, Mytilinidiales, Mytilinidiaceae. The record is from RefSeq and is a predicted model, not a curated record. The coding region runs from base 274 to 2055 and encodes 593 amino acids. Gene Ontology annotation, molecular function: RNA binding; magnesium ion binding; ATP binding. The transcript is spliced from 3 exons. Gene Ontology annotation, cellular component: cytoplasm; phenylalanine-tRNA ligase complex.